UUUAGGAGCGAAGAGAUGACAUAUCGCUUCAAGAGCGACUCCUACUUCCGUGUUGUCCUUCAAUGUAAAGCAGUCCUAUUACAGGAAGCUGUAGCCUAAUCUGUAGGGGUUAAUCCGCGCAGUUUACAGGUAUUUAACCAUUAAAACCUUCGAAUGUUACAUUGUAUCGUUGAGCAACAUACGUUAGAAUCUAUAUCAAUGUUCGUGACAUUCGAAUCCACCGAUGUGCCCUUGAUCGACCCUCUUUCAAUGUAAUUUGAUGAAGUGAAGGAGCAGCGAUUUCGGAGAAUACGGACGAUAUAAACUACAUGUAGAAAAACAGAAGAUUCAAUCGCUGCCCACGUCAGAGGAACUGCGAUACAUUAGCGGAAGAAUGCCAGCGGGUGUGUGUGGCUGCUGUGGACCCCUGAGGCCCAGGUACAAACGCCUGGUUGAUAACAUCUUCCCAGAGGACCCCAAAGAUGGCCUGUCCAAGUCAGACAUGGAGAAGCUCACCUUCUACGCGGUUUCAGCCCCGGAGAAGUUGGACAGGAUUGGGGCCUACCUGGCGGAGCGACUGAGCCGAGAUGUGGUCCGCCACCGCUACGGGUACGUAGUCAUCGCCAUGGAGGCUCUGGACCAGCUCCUGAUGGCCUGUCACUCCCAGAGCAUCAAGCCCUUUGUGGAGAGCUUCCUCCACAUGGUGGCCAAGCUGCUGGAGUCCCGGGAGCCAGACCUGCAGGUCCUGGGGACCAACUCUUUUGUCAAGUUUGCCAACAUCGAGGAGGACACACCGUCCUACCACCGGCGCUAUGACUUCUUUGUCUCCCAGUUCAGCGCCAUGUGCCACUCAACCCAUGAAGACCCUGAGACCAGAACCAGGAUCCGUGUGGCCGGUAUCAAAGGGCUGCAGGGUGUGGUGAGGAAGACUGUGAACGAUGAGCUUCAGGCCAUCAUCUGGGAGCCCCAGCACAUGGACAAACUCAUCCCCUCCAUGCUGUUCAACAUGCAGGAUGCUGAGGACCUAGACAGGGUGGGCCCACCCGGCACGCCUUCGGAGACAGGGCAGGAUGGUGAGGAAAACCCAGCUUCUCUGGCCGAGAGCUGCUUCAGAGAGCUGCUGGGAAGAGCCGCCUACGGCAACAUGAACAACGCCGUCCGCCCUGUACUAGUUCAUCUGGACAACCACCGGCUAUGGGAGCCCAACGAGUUUGCUGUUUCCUGUUUCCGGAUCAUCAUGUACUCCAUACAGGCCCAACACUCCCACCACGUCAUCCAGCAGGUCCUGGGCCACCUGGACACGCACAACAAGAACACCCCUCGCAUGAGGGCCGGCAUCGUGCAGGUCCUUCUCGAGACGGUCGCCAUAGCAGCCAAAGGCUCCGUCGGCCCUACGGUACUGGAGGUGUUCAACACCCUGCUCAAGCACCUGCGGAUGAGUGUGGACUUUGAGCUGGGUGAGAACUCCAGACGGAACUCUGGCGCCAGUGUGUCCUCGUCCGGACGGGUCAAGGAGAGCGAGGAGCGCAUUGUCCAGAACGCCAUCAUCCAGACAAUCGGGUUCUUUGGUGGCAACCUGCCAGACUACCAGCGCGCGGAGGUGAUGAUGUUCAUCAUGGGCAAGGUGCCCGUGUAUGGCACCCCCUGCCACACCCUGGACACUGUGAAGAUUGGGCACCAGGGCACCAAGCGUAUCCAGGCCAUGCUGCUGAGCUCGCUCAUCAUGGUGACCUCUGGUUUCAAGUCCAAGACCAUGGUGGCAGCGCUGCCCGCACCCUUCCUGGACCCACUUUUCUCCAUUUCACUCAUGGAGGACUGCGAGCUUCGCCAGUUGGUCCUUGAGAUCCUGCUCAACAUCAUCGAUCGCCACGACAACCGCGCCAAGCUGCGGGGCAUCAGGAUCAUUCCUAAUGUGGCGGCCUUGAAGAUAAAGAGGGAGAAGAUAUCGAAACAAGACGUUGGGUUCAUGAAAAAGCAUGGGCAGCAGUUGUACCGUCACAUCUACCUGGGCUGUAAGGAGGAGGACAACGGUCACAAGAACUUUGAGCUGCUCUUCACUACCCUGGCCGUGCUCACCAUUGAGCUGGCCAAUGAGGAGGUGGUGGUGGACCUCAUCAGGCUGGCUCUUGCCCUGCAGGAUAUGUCCUUGGCUAAUGAGGAGAACAUGCCCAUGGUCAUCCGCUGUGGCAUCAUGGCACUGGUGGCGGCCUACCUGAACUUUCUUAGUCAGAUGAUCGCCAACCCAGCCUUCUGUCAACACGUCAGCAAGGUGAUUGAGAUGAGGAACCUGGAGGCCCCUUACCUCCUCCCUGAGCACAUCUUCAGAGAGAAGUGUCCGCUUCCAAAUUGUCUUGAGAAGGAAGACCGGAGCCUAUAUUUCCAGACGGUUGACCUUGCGGAGUGCCUGGUCGCGCCAGGAUACAACGCUGAGCGUCUCUCAAUCCCCUACGUCCCCCAAGUGACAGAUGAAGACCGCCUCACCAGAAGAAAGAGUUUGGUUGACACCAUUUCUCUUCAAGUGGAUUUCCCUUCCGAUAGCCUACCAGACAAGUCUCUGCUGGCUGAGGAGAUCACCUUCGAGACUCUGAAAAAGGCCAUUGACACCACAGGGUUGGAGGAGCAGGAGAAGGAGAAGAGGCGCCAGGUCAUGGAGAAGUUCCAGAAGGCUCCAUUUGAGGAGAUUGCCGCCCACUGCGAGUCCAAGGCCAAUAUGUUACAUGACAGACUGGCACAAAUCUUCGAGCUCACUAUCCGGCCCCCUCCCAGCCCCUCUGGGGUGGUGUCUAUCUCUGCGGGCCACGCUCAACACCAGUCUGUCCCUGUCUACGAGAUGAAGUUCCCCGACCUGUGUGUCUACUAGAUCAAAGACAAGCCACUAACGCCUUGUAUCCUCAACCCUAACCCUGACCACUAACCAUACCCAGACCUGUGUGUCUACUGGAGCAAAGACGACCACAUAGCCCUUACCCUAACCACUAACACAUUGUAGCCUCAACCCUAACCCAUUUCCUAACCCCUUCAGAUCUGCAUGUCUAUUAAAGCAAAAACAGUGGCAGGAUAGAACCACUAAAACCCUACCCCCUAAGUCUGCUCCUUAGCCCUAUACCAGAUAUGUCAGCUACAGCAGAGACUAGCUGUGGUACUGUACCACUAAGCCCGAAUACUGUGUUCCCUAUUUCUUAACACUGCACAUUGUUCCUGCCCCUCCUCAGACUAAUGUGUCUAUUACCAGAUGAGAUGGCUGUAUGACUGUAGUUUCCAGUCACACGCACACAGUCUACACACACGUGAACGUGCGCGCACACGCACAUUCGUAUUUAUAUUCUAAUCAAUUAGCUGUGGUGUGUUGGCUUAUACACUUGGAAAGUGGAGAUGUCAUAGAACAUCGAAAAGUGAACAUUACUGGAGGCACAUUGUCGUUUCAAAGAUACCAUCGCGCUUGCUAACGAAGAGAUUUGUAGUGGCUAAUUAACAGUAAAAAAGUUAAUUGUUUUGCCUCACAGUUAGCCAAGAGGCUUACCUAGCCAGCUAAAAUUGUUUACAGCUAGUUAGCAAUCGUUUUUUAAAAACUAUUUUGCUAGCAACAUAGUGCUGCCGUGUUAAUUAUAACCGAUCUCACAAAAUGUGUCUCCAGUUGUUUACCUUUUACCAUUGUGCAUAUCCAUGCAUUUCUGUGCAUAUUAGAGAAAAGUAAUUUUAGUGGCCAGCCUGAAAAAUUGCUUAUUUUAUUGGCUUUUUCAGACAGAUAAGCCACAGUGCUGCAGAAAGCUAAUACUUUUUUUUUAUGUCCCAAUUUAAUGAAAACCAAUUCAUAUAUGUUAAUCUGUGUGGACAAGGUGAAUUUCAGGUAGAACAUUGAGAGUCUUGGAAAUGUGGAAAUUCUAUUCUGGAAUAGACAUCUUGGUGGAUUGAGCAGGGUUCUUUAUUGCAGGUCCAUUAUGGCAGUGUUUCAAAAAUGUUGGGUAUGAGACCAGGCUAGUAACCCCCACUGUUAUGUUAUGGUCUUGGUUUUUGGUUCCUUCCAUAGGAAUCCAGUCACCACUGUUCAAAACCUACUGGAGUCAUGCCCUUCAGGACCUGUACUGAGGAAUGGUAUUGUGGACCAGCUAACGCUAAUAGAAAAGCAAUCAGUUGAUUACUAAAGGCACCAUGUCAUUUAGUUGAUAUAUUGAUAGUUUAGGAUGAUAUGGCAGCCAAGUGCAUUCACCUGUUUUGGUAUUAAUUGAAGUGUUCGGGCAGCUGUACACUCCCUUCACUUCACCAUCUUUUUCAUAGCACUUUCACAAUAUGGUACAAAAACAUGUAGUUAUUUUUAUUACACCCUCUUGACAAGAUUCAUGUGAAGGCUAUUAAGUUGUCUUUUUCUUCUCAAUCCUCUCACCGAUGCUGAGCACAAUAACGCAAUGGACUUUGGAUAGUUGCAUCUAUUUUCUUGUAAGGCAUUUUACAUGAACAUUUAGAGAUUUUUCAUUAUUGAUUAUCACAUUUCAAAUCUCUGUCAUUUCUCUUUCCAGUAAUUUGAGGAACCUGCAAUUUGACAUGACGUAUUGGUUUGAUAUCACAAUGCAUCAAAUAAAUAUAGAUACAGUAUAUACAAUGUUAUGCUUAUUGCUAUAGGCCAGAUGUUUGUGUGCAGUAUAAUUGGUAUUGUUCACAUGGGUUUCAUAGCUUGCAGCUUCCUGUGGAUAUGUGUCAUGAUGAUUUGUCUUGAUUUAGUAUUGAUUGUUAUUUAGAGUAUGUGGGAAAAUAUAAUUGAGAGGGUUCACCAAUAUCAUUUUCCAACUUACCUGGCAGGACAAGAUCUGUCAUAACUCUGUUGGCCAUCUAGAAUACCAAAACGCUUUCAUCUUUACCAAAGAAUCCAUUUGCCACGGCCCCCAUUCGUCCCCUCCCUCCCUUUAACGUCUUAAUAACGAUGUCACUCAACAUUUUGUUUCUGAGGGAACCAAAUAUCUGUCUGUGUGCUGUUUGGGGCUCGCCACUGGGCUGUUUAAUAACCCAGGUUGUUAUCUUACUAUUUUUACAUCCUGGCUUGGUGCGGGUGUCUCUCCUGUUUCUAGUGCUAGGUAUGAUGCAGACAUGCUGUGUAAAACGCUGCAUUAGUCAAGGAAAAAAGGUCCUCGAUUUGCGGUUGUCGGAUUAUAACAGAUUAUUUUGGAAGGACCCAUCUAAGCAAAGGACCAUUCGGCGAAGGUGGGCGUAGUUCAGUCCUACAGAGGUUAGUGUCAGGGAGGGGGUCUACAGUCCUCCCAAACAAGACACUCUUAUAAUGAUUAUGAGGCCAUUUGAAAAGAGGCUUCAGAUUGAAGAAUAGAGAGGCUAAAGUGAUGUUGGUUAUCAAAAGGUUCUCUGUGAUGGCAUCCUGUUGUGCCUUCUGUAACAGGAUACUGCAGAACGUUGCUGUGGGUGGUUUUGUAUGUUCAAGGUGGUUUCAUGUUAAGGAUUAAGUCUCGCUCAGCCAGGCUUUCAGUCUCCGGUAACCUGAGCCACUGAGAGACUUGAGUCCAGCUUGCGAGACUAGUGGAUCAAAAUUGGUUAGUAUAGUGAGGAAAGACGGCGGACGGUACGGUGUAUGAUUGUAAAUGGGAAUCACUAAGGUGAUUAGUGGACACUAGCUUCAUCCAUUUUAAUUGGCUGGUGGCGGAAAAUGACCUUUUGGGAAGUAGCCUCUUGGAUUAUAUAUAUAUAUAUAUAUAUAUAUAUAUAUAUAUAUAUAUAUAUAUAUAUAUAAAAUAUAUAUAAUAUAUAUAUAUAUAUAUAAUAUAUAGCUAACGUGGUACUUUAUGACUCAGACCUAAGCCACUUGUGAAACAGAUAAAUAAGACAUUUGGCACAGAUGAUUGGCCCUCAAACAUAGAUUUUUCCAAUUGUUUUUCAAUCGCGACUGGGUUGUUGAGAUUGCUGCCUUAGCUAAGAAACUUUCGGGAACCUCACCCAAGAGCAGCAUAAGACAAUAAUGUUCAUCCAUAUCCAUUGUCGAAUGGAACAUUUUUAUUUUUGUCUGAGACCUUUUGCUCAUUUUGACCUAAUAUGUAGAAAUGCCCCUAUUGAUGCAUAUAAUCUGAAGUCGUAUCAGAAAUGUGUAAUCUCAUUCAUGGCGAAGUGCAAUAUGUUCUCCUCUGUAUGGUUAUAGGAUUGUUUUUCUUUUGCAACACGUAAUGUCUUAUCUUGAACUGUGGUGUCACUUCAGAUAGCAUAUAUUACUACGAGUUUAUCGAGAGAUUCAUUAUGAAAUAUCAAGUGUGUAUGUAUAACCUCAUUAUGACAUGAGGAAUGUAGACCAUACAGCAUCAUUGACUGAGAUCGAGUGCCAGUCUGUUUUUUGCUAUCAUUCCAAAUUCCCUGUCACUCAUUGGCUUGACAAUGACUGCAAUGGAGUAGACAAGAGCACAAACAGGUCUGGGACUAGGCUAUCAUUUACUUUCUUUAUGCUGAAUUUGUCAAUAGUCUAAUAUGGUAUGUUUUUUUUAAUAGAUAUUCAUCAUACGAGUGGCAUGUUGCCUGAUAGAAAAUGGGUUGGGAGUUCUUCUGUUUAUUGUUCAAAAUCAGCACUCCUCUUAACUUGAAACGGUGCAAUGGGAGACCACUGUUUUGGCUAAACCAGCAUUUUUGAAGUCUGAUGUAUUCUUGUUGUUUUGAGACGCCCCCAUGUGUGCUGGUUUUCCUUCCAACAUAUCUACGAAAUCUUUCCGGAAGGACAAAAUCCUGACAAAAGUUGGGUUAAUGCCAGAUACAAUUCAAUAUUCAAUAAGCAGCUCGAUUUAAGUCUUGUGUGGAUAAGGAGAUGAGUUUGCAUGAAAACCAGCAACCACAGGGGGGGGUCUGAAGACCUGGUUUGACAAAAGGCUUUGCUGUGGUGAAGAGGCUGCAGGGAUAUUGAGUCCAUUUUCUCUAGUUAUUACAAUGACGAGAUAGAGAAUAGUGAUUAUAGACUGAAAUGAACAGUAUAACAAUUAACAAUCAUUUGAGUGACUGGUCAGCAAUGGCUACAAUUAAGCAUCAUUCUUAAAGCCCCAUGCUGUGUUUUUAAUUUAACAUCACUUUGUGUAAUAAAUAAGUGUUUUUUUGUUGUUGUUGUAUAUAUAUUGUUUAUUUCUCUGAGACUCCUUGGGCCACUGAAAUGCUCAGUCAGAUUGUGUGCGUUCGGAAACAAAAUGAUUACAACCUAUGUUGUGAUAAUUGCGUUGUUUGCUCUGUAACCCAUUUGUUCAUAUGCCACAUGAUAUACAAUAAGGCCGACACAACAGAUACAUUCAACCACACAUACGUUUGUUUAAUCACAAAACCGGAGGCAAACAUCUGUCUGGGGAAGUCCACAAAGCAAAUAGUACAUGUUAAAAACACUUAGAUGACCUACAGCAUGGUCCAGCAAGUUAAUGUUUCUCACAGUUUACUAAACAAUUACUGAUUUAGAACCACAGAGAGUUACCGUGUGUGUGUGUGUGUGCGCGAUCACAAGUUUUAAAAAACAUUUUGACUAACCCUAGUUGUAGACUAGAUGAACGCCAAUUCCAUCCUGCUCUUUCAUGUUAGAAAAACGGUCUAUGACUCUGUCAUACAGUAGUGCACAAUGUUAGUUUUUGUUCUCGUAGGCUACCUAGCUAAAGUGCUUGCUUGCCUAACUUCCUGGCAUGGGCAACAAUGAACCAGCUAAGUUAGCUAGCUAGUUAACGAGAGCCUACUAGACUGCAUCUAGCCUACAUAUUAAACUUCAAUCGUCUCAGGCAAGUAGCACAGUAUUUUAAUUUAUGGUUAGAUCAGAAUCGCCAGUAUAAUCAAUGGCCAGUACGGAGAAUUAAGUCAGAACCACAAGUCCAAAUCCCCAUCUCCAUCACUGCUUAGGAAAGGGCCAAUUUAGCUAACUAGCCUACUGCAGGACAACAACACAAGCAGACCAGAAACAGACACUUUUUUCUGACAAUUAUGUUUUGCUUUUGAUGUGAUUUGAUUGGUGUGAAGCCAAAUCCAAACUGGCCUCCCUUGGGUUGAUGUGCAGGACUACCCACAGUUGAGCUCAACUCAACACUAAUUGGCAAUAAAAAAAAUUAAAAAGGUUUUUGUCAAGGGAGACUAAAUGCUUGCUGGCACAACUUCCUAAUAUUGAGUUGCACCCCCUUUUGCCCCCAGAACAGCCUCAAUUCAUUGGGGCAUGGACUCGGCAAUGUUUCGAAAGCAUUCCACAGGGAUACUGGCCCAUGUUGACUCCCAAUGCUUCCCACAGUUGUGUCAAGUUGGAUGACAUUUAGGUGCUGGACCAUUCUUGACACACAAGGUAAAACUGUUGAGCGUGAAAAACCCAGCAGCGGUGCAGUUCUUGACAUUCAAACCGGUGCGCCUGACACCUACUACCAUACCCCAUUCAAAGGCACUUAAAUAUUUUGUCUUGCCCAUUGUUUGUGUGUGUCGUCCUGGUCUUCACCAAGUAGCUCCUCAUCAAAAGCAUCUUCCUCCAAAAAGUACAAGAUGUCAUGGUCCUCAUCCUGCAGGCCUUCCUCAGCGAUGACUCUUUAGCACAUAAGAACAGGGAUCAUGAAUGGAAGGGAAUUGUGUAGCUAACGGUUUUCAACCUGUUGGCAAGGUGACAAAGUUCUGUUUUAUAAUCCUAAAGUUUUCACUUGCAUAACAGAUAUAAUAUGAUCAUAUACAGUACCAGUCAAAACUUUGGACUCCUACUCAUUACAGGGUUUUUCUUUAUUUGUACUAUGUUCUUCAUUUGUCGAAUAAUAGUGAAGACAUCAACACUAUGAAAUAACACAUAUGGAAUCAACCAGCUUCACCAGGAAUGCCUUUCCAACAGUCUUGAAGGAGUUCCCACAGAUGCUGAGCACUUGUUGGCUGCUUUUCCUUCACUCUGCACUCCAACUCAUCCCAAAUCAUCUCAAUGAAUGUUUGCUGCUGUUGCCGAUGUCAAGAUCCAUGUGAUGCUUAAUGGAGCUGCUGUGAAAUCCUAGCCUCGUUUGCAAUGUUGUCCGAUGUAAAGUGUGCUGUGCAGGAGGUUCAACUGAACUUCUCUGACAGUUGACAUGAUUGUUCGGAUGGAAUACAGACAUACUGCUGUACUUUCUUGCUCCUGGGUGAGGCCAGCACCAAAACUAAUAUAUCAGAUCGCCAGAUGGCGGUAUGUGGCGGGCCAAAAUGACAUCCCACCUGAGCAGGCUGAAAUGACAGGCUUUUUAUUUCAAACCGUUCUUACACAAAAAGGGCAAUUAUCAUAAUUUUCACUCACAGUUCUGUGUUAUUUCGACCUCGUGGAAAUAUCAUCAGAAACGUUUUAACUGCGCUGCUUCUUUAACAUAUGAAUAUUGACAUUGUUUGCACUUUUAUAAUUAUACACCUGGUACUAUGGUUGAUAUAGUUAUUGUUGGAUUUAUGCUAUUUGUCAUUAUUAUUGCAACAAUGCAUGAUGGAUAAUUUUCCCAGUUUCACAUUUCUUGGCUUCUUGUGGCGGGUUCUAUUUUCUUGCAGAUCAGAACAACUCAAUGCAUCGUUUUAAAUUGAUUUGUGAAACAGAUAGUGACCACAUUGAUACGGAAUUAAGGCCAUAGAUUCUCUUAUGGUUGUGAUGCAAAACUAAGUAUUUUGUGCCUGUUUUAGAGAUACAAUGGCCUGAUGUCAGUGCUAAAGGGGCACUGUAGUCAAAAAUGAGAUUUCCCUGUUUUCUUUCAUGAUAUUUCUACACUAUGAGGUCAAAAUAACAAAUUGUGAAAAUCAUGAUAAUGCCCUUUUAGUGUAAGAGCUUUUUGGAGAGAGAGAGAAACACCUGGAUUUUCAGCCUGUUCUGGUGGGAUGGAGUUUUUGGCAGACAGCAUGACAUCACAAUCUGAUCUGAUUAUUCUGACCAAUGACCAGUCAUCUUUUAUUUGCAUAUGUAUCCUCCUACUUUGAAGGGGUAAGCGGCGUAGGCUCUAGACUAGAGUCUGGACGAUCCUAUCUGGCAGUCAGGGCUAACUAAAUAUAUGAACAUGCUCAGCCUGAUCGUGUGCGCAUUUCAAUGGCAAAAGGAGGCUCAGUGAAAUAAAUGAUAAAUUAUUGUGUUUGUUUUUUUCAAAAAUAAACGCAAAGUGAUUUAUUAGACAGACAGUGAUGAUUUAAAAAAUAAAUCAAAGAUAAAAAUUAUUUGAUAAAAUUAGAAAGACUUGCAUGGAGGCUGGUAAGCUAUCACAAUUAAAGCAUGUUAAUUUAAAUUCAUGACCGUUGCAAUGUAAUUAAAAACCACUGAACUGCAAAUAAUAAAGCUUGGCUCAUUUCAAACUACACAUUGUUAAUUUAACCACUAUGACGACAGCUUCUAUUCAAUAGUGAAUUAUUGUGCAUAGAGAUUAUUAGAAGAUAAACAUACAAGAUCAAAAUAAAAUGUUUAUAUAAAAUCUA
Oncorhynchus kisutch (coho salmon) is the source of this 10350-nucleotide messenger RNA. It is a transcript of the gene efr3a, whose product is annotated as EFR3 homolog A (S. cerevisiae). The record is from RefSeq and is a predicted model, not a curated record. The transcript has 24 exons. NCBI's taxonomy places the organism in Eukaryota, Metazoa, Chordata, Actinopteri, Salmoniformes, Salmonidae. Gene Ontology annotation, cellular component: plasma membrane. Gene Ontology annotation, biological process: protein localization to plasma membrane. The coding region runs from base 374 to 2839 and encodes 821 amino acids.